Molecule: messenger RNA, 3096 nt
Organism: Penicillium atrosanguineum
Lineage: Eukaryota; Fungi; Ascomycota; Eurotiomycetes; Eurotiales; Aspergillaceae
Product: ATP dependent DNA ligase domain protein
Exons: 2
Coding region: 1-3096 (1031 amino acids)
Biological process (GO): double-strand break repair via nonhomologous end joining; nucleotide-excision repair, DNA gap filling; DNA recombination
Cellular component (GO): DNA ligase IV complex
Molecular function (GO): DNA binding; ATP binding; DNA ligase (ATP) activity
Source: RefSeq, a predicted model, not a curated record
AUGGGGUUCAAAUUCAGCUUCCUGUGUGAUCUUUUGUCCGACCUCGAUGACAACCGCGUGGCCAAGGCCGUGGCCGUGAAAAAGAACGGACCAGACAUCAGAACUAUUGGACAAUGGUUUGCUCAGCAUGAUCGACACAUCCAUAAUACAGACACAGAUAAGCUGGCUCUGCUCUCGUGUAUGUUUCCCGAGAAACGCCCAGACCGUGUUUACUGGCUCCAGGCCACCUCGCUGGCCAGAGUGACCGCCCGUUGUUUGGGCUUGGGAUCCUCCCGCUUGGCAGAGCUAGAUCAGUGGCGCAAGUCCGGAGGCCCUGAUCUUGGACAAUGCGUGGAGAAUGUGAUGCGCCAGGCUGAGAACGAUAUUCCUCCGAACCGAGAAGUUACGGUGGAAGAAAUUGAUCUGGCCUUGGGCAUGAUUGCAUCUCGAUGCCGCUUUUCAGGUCCCCAAGUACGCCGACAAAAGACUGCCGUAGAUGUGGAAGGUGCUCUGACACCUUUAUAUCGGCGUCUUAGCAGCCGUGAUGCCAAGUGGCUUACUCGUAUGAUUCUGAAGAACUACCCCCUCGUGCUUCCGCAAAAGUAUACUCUAGAUCGGUUCCAUUUCUUGCUCCCAUAUCUCCUUCAGUUCCAAGACACAUUACAGGGUGCUGUGCAAAUACUUUCCUCCGAACCCAUCAACAAAUUCCCAUCUCGUCCAGAUCCUCGACUGGCUGCCAGCCUUUGUUCGAUUGCUAUUGAUCAUCUACGGCCACGUCCUGGUAUAAAAAUCGGACGACCGGAAUAUUACAAAGCUCGCAGUAUCAAACACUGUCACCACAUGGUAAAGGGCCGCCGUAUGAGCAUUGAACGAAAAUAUGAUGGCGAGUACUGUCAGAUUCACAUCGAUCUUACGAACAAGCAAACCCCGGUACAAAUAUUCUCGAAAAGUGGCAAAGACUCCACGGCAGAUCGGUCUGGUAUCAUUCCAACUCUUGAGGAAUCCCUUCAAAUAGGCACCAACAAUUGCAAAUUCGCACGUCACUGCAUUCUGGAAGGAGAACUGCUAGUAUGGAACGAAGAGAAGAAGGCCGUGGCAGACUUUCACAAGCUUCGAAAGUUUCUUCCUCGAUCUGGAACAUAUCUUGGGAUUGACAGUGACUCUCCGCCCCAACCUUAUGAACACUUGAUGAUUGUCUGCUUCGAUAUUCUUUUGCUUGACGAUGAUGUUUGCUUGAGAGAACCUCAUCGAAAAAGACGACUGCUACUCCAGGACGUGUUCCAAUUAAUCCCUGGGCGAGCCGCCAUCGCUGAACAAGAGGUCUUGGAUUUCAGUAGAUCUGACAGUCGAGGUCGACUAGAGAUUAUGUUUGCCAGUGCAAUCUCUAAACGAUGGGAGGGUUGUGUGUUGAAGGCUUCCGAAGAGCCAUAUUUUCCUAUGUACUCUACUGGCGUGGAAAAGACAUUUGGUAGGUGGAUCAAGCUCAAGAAAGACUACAUCCCCGGCCUGGGAGACACGGUCGAUUUCGCUUUGAUUGGCGGGUUUUAUGAUGCUCAUGAUGCCGCCGCGCCCUCCAACAAAGUGCGAUGGACACACCUUUUGGUUGGAUGUCUUCUAAAUAAGGAGAACUCUGAGCUUUCUAAGACUGUGCCUCGAUUCAAAGUUGUCGAUGUGGUCAACCACCAUUGCAUGCACCGUGAUAUUCUCCAGUAUUUUAAUCAAGUGGGAGAGUUCUAUGCGUGCGACCCAGAAGAGUUCGAAGGAUUUGAUGUGGAAUACGGACAUUCUAGUCUUCCUCGAGCAUCCAGCCUAUUCAAGAAACCCUUUGUUGUCGAGAUGAUGGGCAGCGGAUUUGAAAAGCCGUCCAAUGCCCGUUAUUUCACACUGCGGUUUCCUCGCAUUCUGAAAGUCCAUACCGACAGAACAUUUCAAGAUGCAGUCUCUCAUCGAGAACUCCAACUUCUGGCAGAGAACGCUCGAUCUAUAUCGGAGGAUGAUCUUUCCCAAGAAAGAGAGGAGUGGUGCAAGCGAUUGAAGGUCGGCAACGGACUGAACCAAUACAUUGCGCAAAGAUCACAUAGUCCAUCUUCAAGAAGCUCCAGCGUUAAAUCAGAUGCCGAUUCACAAGCAACUGAAUUAUCUGAUACUUCUCAUGAUAAAGACGUCCCCGACUCGCGUCAAGACAGAGAACAUUCGCAAAAAGCUCUUCUGAACACUGCCCAUGGCUCAAUGCACAGUAGUAAUGAUGUUCCUGCUGUCUAUGUUGAUGAAAUCGCCUUUCCGGAGGAGCCUCGUAGCUCAAAAUCCGACGGCGUUCUGGCUGAGAACCAGAACUUGUCAUCUCGCCAGGCUCCUAGCCAGACAGGAGCCAACACACUUGUUCAACCACCCAUCAAACAUGGCAAACGACCGCCGGGCAACAUGUGGAUGAAAGCUAGGCCGCCUCUCCUAUCCGAUUCACAAACACCGAGUGUCGUCUCCAUUCACCCCGAACAAAUCGAAGAACCAGAUCCUAUAGCUCCAUCUUCCAACGAAAACAACAAUCCUCGAUCCCCGUUGAUGACAGUCCCUGUGUACAUGUCGGGUGUCGCCUCUAACCUCCCACCCAAACAAGAGUCUCCCGGUCUUCACAAAUUCUUCCAGGCCGUAGGCUCUAUUGAGGCAAGAUCCUCCCUCCAACAAUCCAACCCCGAAGCCGUCUCGAACAGCAUAGCUUUUGGCAUCGUGCUCGUCAAUCCCCGUGAAACAUCUCUUGGUCAAGAAAUCUAUCAAACCGCCCAAGCUCUCCAGGGGUUCAGAGCCAGAGAAUGCUACCCACCUUUAGGAAGAAUCUUCUUUCUGGAUUCCCAUAUUGUGAAACAACUCGUUCAACCUAAAGAUCUACGAUUUUGCUUACGUGCCACUUGGGUGGAUCUUGGAAAAAAGUACUACUAUGCUUGUCUUCGUUGGGAUUCUGGUCCAGAUUCAAGCAGUAAAGAAACCCCUCAAUUGGAAACCCACUACAAGAGGUGUAGGCCCGAACUGACGCCUCCUGUUUCCGUAAGUUUUGCCCAAACCGAAAUCUUGGCUAUGGGGGAGUACGAAUCCAUCAAUCCUCUCCUCUGCUUCGAUGAUUAG